Molecule: messenger RNA, 1116 nt
Organism: Lasiosphaeria miniovina
Lineage: Eukaryota; Fungi; Ascomycota; Sordariomycetes; Sordariales; Lasiosphaeriaceae
Exons: 2
Coding region: 1-1116 (371 amino acids)
Source: RefSeq, a predicted model, not a curated record
AUGUCUGGCAUCGUCAACAAGAUCAAGGAGGCCGUCCACUCCGACAAGAGCCAUAGCGCCCCCGAGGGAACUCAGGGCCCCCACAACAGCCGCGUUGCCAACGCUGCCGACCCCCGCGUCGACUCUGACCGCGACGGCUCUCGCAACAUGGGCGCCGCUCGGACAGCUGGCCACGGCGAGUUCGGCAGCAGUGCUGCCUAUAGUGGAAGCUCCGGCAUGACUUCGGGCACCACUGGCUACAACACCGGCGCUACAGAGGGCUCUCACGGCCCCCAUAGCUCCCGUCUGGCCAACGCCGCCGAUCCUCGUGUCGACUCUGACCGUGAUGGCUCGCGCACUGUCAGCGGAACCGGCAACGCUUUCAGCCCCAACACUGGACGCGGCGAGUUUAACACUGGAAGCACAUUUGGCGCCACAGAGGGUUCUGCUCGUCACGCCGGACACGGCAAGUUUGGCAGCGGAAACACGUUUGACACAUCUGGCACGGUAGAGGGUGCCCGCGGUCCUCACAACUCCCGCAUCGCGAACGCUAUGGAUCCCCGCGUCGACUCGGAUCGUGACGGCUCGCGCACUGUCGGCGGGACUGGUAGUAACUACAAUAGCCCCAAUACCGGCAGCACCUUCAGCCCCAACACUGGCGGCAACACCUUCAGCCCUAACACCGGCAGCAGCACUUUCAACCCCAGCCAUAACGCUGGCUCCGGCGUCACCGGCAUGGCUGGCACACACGGCCAGCCGACCGGUACGCACAGCAGCCGUUUCGCCAGUGCCGCCGACCCCCGUAUCGACUUUGACCACGACGGCCGCGCCGGCGUGGGCUCCAGCGCUCCAGGCCCAGCACCCAACACUGCUGGCCCCCACAAGAGCGACAUGAUGAACAAGAUGGAUCCUCGCGUCGACUCCGACCUCGAUGGUAGCAAGACUGUCGGCGGUAACAACACCUACCAAUCAGGAACUAGAUACUUGAACAAGGACCCCACGGAUGCCGCCCAAGUCCCUCCGUCGGUGCUUCAGCGCCACAUUGGGGGGCCCUUGAUCGCGCAUAACGACACCCGCCAUCAUCGCGAGAGGCGGAAUAGCGUCAAGACCCAUCAGGAGACAUUCAGCGGAAUCUAA